Pocillopora meandrina is the source of this 9730-nucleotide messenger RNA. The record is from the annotation of a GenBank genome assembly. NCBI's taxonomy places the organism in Eukaryota, Metazoa, Cnidaria, Anthozoa, Scleractinia, Pocilloporidae.
AUGUUUCGUAAAAUGUGUUGUAGAGCUGUUCUAGAAACAAAGCUCUUGUCCAUUAUUUUCAUUUUCUUUUUAUCGCUUGAAUCCUGUACAUCGAGUGAAAAGAUCUGCGACCAGGCAGUUGUGGAAAGAACGCAGCAAAAGUCAGGGUUUCACAGGUCAGAAUUUUCACAGCCGCCUUACACAUGUCAAAAGUUGCCAGCUGUGUUUAUAAAACGAAUUGGGCUAAUCUCCACCGAUGACCAGCUUAAAUAUCAGAUUGUAUCCUUCUAUGGAUCAAGGAAAUUGCAAAGAGUAGCAUUUCUGUGGCUAUGAGUCUGUCUGAAUUAGUUUGCACUCUUUUCUGUUUUAUUUAUUUAGUUUACACGCUGGGAUAGUCAUUCUAAUUUGCUCCUAUGUUAGAACAAUAUAGAAAUUUUGUAGGAUAACUCGUCCUUUUCCGAAAUUUGUCGAUAUUCUUCAAUCCCACUCCUCACUCAACGGAUUGAUGAAUAAAAUCUACGCUAUAAAAUUGGAUACACGUUAAUAAAUUUGAUGCUUAGUUUACAAGCAUUAUUAUAUGUAAGCCUUCAAUAAUCCCCACGAUAACUAAUAACUGUGAGAAAAACGUGUUUGAUUUUUAGAGAUCUGAUUACCUACAUUGAAUGGGACAUUUUAAGCAGUUUUGGUGAGCAUUACAAUCUGCUGGAUUGUCAACUUUUGCUGGUUGAACAAUUUCCAAGUGGUAUUUACAUUGAUCCUGAUCAGGUCAAGAAUGAAGAGGAGUUUGGAGGCCCUGAGGUCAGAUCAAAGUUUACUAGUGAUACUUAGGUUGUGUUAAAUGGCGGAUUUUUAUUUUGUUGUCUUCCUCUGUGAUAAGCACUUCAUUAGUGUGGGUCUGAUUAAGGUCCAUCCUUAAUAUUUAAUUGAACAGCCCUAUAUAGCAAAAAUAUAUUUACGCCAUACACUUGAUGAUGCUUGCAGAGUAUCUUUACUCUGUUGUAGAUGGGCUUAGAGAUGUCUCUGUGAGUGAGCCAGAGGGAGAGUUACAACUUUACCAAGUGUCUCUCUGUCAUUUGCUUCAUGGGUUUCUGUUGUCUACCAAUUUAUGAGCAUGUUGCUUUGUGUGGCACAAUGAUAAACCAUACAUCAGUCAUUUGGUCAUAUUAAGUUCUUGCGAAGAGAGAGGAAUAAAGCUUUUUUUAUUGAGACAGUUUUUGUAUUUCCAGAAAAAAACACUUAUUGACAGUUGUAAAGACAUCGUAAUCAGAUGAUAGGAAAUUAGAAACAUCCUGAUUACAUGAAAACUUACUGUGGAAGCUAUUUUCGACAUGUUUGUCACUCAUCAGGUAUUAUUUAAAGAGAGUGUAAAUGUUGAAGCCCUGGCUCAUCACAGCUUUUCAAGUGAGAUGUUUGUAUUUCCAAGGAUAGCUGUUGACUCAAAGUAAGUCCCUUACUUUUCAUUAAGAAGGUCCUUUCAUCAAUAUGAUUGAAUUAAACAAGACAGUUUUGAGUUAGAAAGAAAUGUACCACUGAGUUUUUUAUUGCAUAGUUGGCUAAUUGAGUGGGUAGGAUGCUGCAAAAUUCUGUGUUUAUAUCUUUUUCCUUUUUAUGUAGACCAUAACUUUAUUCCAGUCCAAUGAAAUGUAAUGCCAACAAUAACACAAAUCUUAGUUGACAUUCAAUUUUUUAAUUGCUUUUCUUUCAUUUUGGCUUUUUUCCCCUCUUCCUUGUGCUUGUCAUAAUUUGAAGGAAUGAAAACUGAAAAUCAAAUUUGUUAAAAAAAAUUCAUUCUCAGUAGUUAUUCAGCCAUGAAAAAUGCCUGCCAUAUUUUCUCAUCAUAGACUGAAUAAGAGUCGUGACCUGGUGUCCAUAUUCUUUCACCACUUUAAAACAAGAUUUUUUAUUUCUGUAUAGAGUGAGUAUUAUAAGUGCAAACAUUACCAUUCCAAUUCAUCUACGAUACCAUGAGGCUGCUAGUGAUGCAAAAUUUGCUACAGUGUUACUUCCACCUCCAAAAGUCCUUGGAAGAUGUACUAAUGGUAUGUAAAACUCUUAAGAUACAAAGCUUUGUUGGACAAUUCUGUAUAAUUAAUUUAAUGAAUCUGUGCUUAUAUUCAAAUACGAAGGGAGGGUUUCUUUCAGGAUAAUACUUGGAUAGUAUAGAGAAAAAGAGGGGGAUUUUUCAUGUACCAAUAAAACAUGUUGCUAAAGAAUUCGGUGUAGUGGCCGGUCAAAGAAUCGUCAGAUGUCUGGUGCUUAACCCUUUAUUACUCCCAGGAUCUGAUUGUUAAUUCUCCCCUUUAGCUGCUACACAUUUCCUUGUAAAUAAGUUGCAAGAAUUUGGUUCUAGAUCAAGAUGACAACUUCUACCUGAUACAUUUGAGUACUCUCAUUACGAGUUUGCUGGAUAAUGUAUGGAUAUUGUAGGGAGAAGUUACUUGUGAAUCACCCCUGGGAAUUUAAGGUUUAAAAAAUACCAUGAAAAAGACACUAGUAAAUAAAUCAUUAGUCGUCAUAAUUGUAAUUGUCAUCCUUCAUGAUUGCAUAUCUUGUGAGGUAAAACAACCAGAGGUAGACUUUGUCAAUCCUUCACACCCUAACAUCAGUAUGCAUAUUCUCUAUACAGUUCUCUAUACAUUUUUGUAAGUGCUGACAAGGAGAAUUUGUUUAACAAUCAAGAGUUUCAUAAGUAUGUGAUCAUUUCCUCUAUUCUCCUGACCUUAAUGUUUGAUUCAGGUGUAAUGUUGAAGAAGAAAUUAGAUGUCAGUCACUCUCAGGGUCAAAGGGUAAAUCUGAACAUUUUUUAAUGUUUGAUAUCAGAAGUUUGCUUCCUGGCAUUUUCUGCAAAGCAGACAUGAAAGCUUCUCUUGCUUUGUGUUUGUCUCCUACUUGAUAGUAGCUAUAACCAAGAAGUUUAUAUCCAGUGAUAUCUUCACACAGGUCACACACCUUCUGAUAUUUUUCAAAAAUAGCCUUUAGUUUUGUAACUUCAUCUUCUUGUACUAAACAUCUGACCAGAAAAUAAAAUGUGAAGAUUAAGGAUGGCCCUUCUAUUUUCAUAUGAGCUGAAAUUUCCAAUUGCAAAUCUUCAUCAAGCACUUUUUGUUCGCUGAAUCCAAAUUCUGUCACAUCACUUUGAAUUUCUUCCUGAGCACUUUUGCUGGCUACAUUCACAACAGUUUCAAGGAUUUGUAUUGCUUCUUUGUAUCUUUUCUGUGACAUCAGAAUGGUGGCAAAUGUGACCUGAGUUCCACAAGAACUGAGGUCUUGAGAUUUCAAUUCUUCCAGAAUAAGUUCUUCUGCCUUCUGAAGAUAUUCAGCUCUCUCUGAAGAUUCCUCAGGAUAGGUGUAAGAGGCUGCAUGGUAUGCACAAGCCAGAUUUCCCUCUAGCAGCUUAAAAUCAGGAUGUUGGUCAGUCAUUCCAAGGAGCUCUUGAAAUAAAAGAAGGUAAAGCCGGCCAUCUUGGAUCAGGAUUGCAGCUUCAUUUAGAAAGUAAACAAGUGGCAUGGGUCCAAGGAAAUGGUUAAGCAUAGGAUACGAAUCCAUCAAAAUCUGAACAGCACUUUUUGGUUGACCUUGGUUUAAGUACAGCAGACUCAUUCUAAAGGUGGUUGUGAAAAACGCAUCAAAUGCAGAACUUCUAAUGUCUCUGUGGACUUUGAACUUUUCCAUGUCUUCCAAAACAAAUGCAACAUUUUUUCGAAAAACAAAGGGGAUCUCUGUAUUGCUGAUGGCAUUUGUGUCUGUAAACUUCAAAAUUGGUGUUAUGGGAUCUUUCCUUAUUUCAAGGAGCCUUGACUCCACAUCUUUCCAUUUCUCCUCUGGCACAUUAUCUACGAGAUUAUUGCCAGGUACAAAAAAGCUGGGGAUGUUUCUUUGUUUAACACAACAAAUCAAACUAUCAAUCAGGUACAACAAGCACCGUCCAGUAUGAGUCUCCCAGAGGGCCUUUGGAAUAACCUCACAAGCAUAGAAAAACACAGUCUUCAAACAGUAUGAAGAAAUCACCUCCAAAUCUUUGAGACAAAGGUGCUGCAGCAUUUUGAAAUAGAUAUAACAUUGACGUUGACCAUCAGUUACAGCAUUCCUUGCCAUUCUUUUUUCUGUAGCUGCAAAAGAAAUUCUCCAUUCUAUGUCUGGAUUGAGGCUGUGCUUGUGUGCAACUGGCACAACGUGGCAUCCCUCUGACACAAUGGAUUCAAUCAAAUCAUCUCCAAGCCAGUUUCCUUUUUUCACUCUUUGGACCCAUUCAGUUGCCUCUGGGGGCCACUGCUUGACCUGAACUGCAUAAACCAUGUCAAGUGGAAUCCUAACACCAUAGGUUUGUAUAUUGUCAGCAUUUAAGACAGUGGAAUACUCAACUGACACUGCUGGACCAUGAAUACCAAUGGAUGUUUGGUCAUCUCUAGAUCUUCCACUGGUCAUCUUCUUGAGAGCUGAGUUCUGAAUUCGGUGUCCGCUCAGGUAUUUUUUAUCAUUGCAAGUCACAACAUCUUUUCGAUCCUCACUGUGCUUUAGUAGCCUCACUCUGCAAUAACCUGGAUGAACAUCAUCAGAUUCUAAUAUGGCUUGGGUAUCCACAUCUUGGAUUGGAUCAUUUGUGGAUAUCUGGAAAUCAUUCUCAACAAACAGUACAUCUGCAUCAACAUAAGUGCCAAGAUGAGAAUCUACUUCAUACGACAUAGAAUAAGGAAUACUAAAGCCUUCUGUUGAACUGCCAACGGGUAUUGCAUUAUUUAUGUGUUUCUUUUCACAAAAUGCUUUGAGCUGUGAUUCUAUGUCAAUGUCUCGCUCUAAAGUUACCAGUUGCUGGGGCAGAAGAAUGGUGAUGAUGUAAGACAAAUGAUGUGGGGAGAGGUUAGCUUUCUCAUCCCAUUCCUCUACUACAAAUGGCACUGCAAAUAACAAAGUUUAGGAAACGUUAAAUUGAUGUGGGAUUUGCAGAGUCAGAGAGAGAUCAAGUGGGUGAUAGGGUAGAUUCCAAUGUUGAUUACAGCUUUCAAGAAAGGUUAGCCUUAAAAAAAUUUUGGUACUUUUCCAUGCCAAGCGAAAAAAACUCUGGAAGAUCAUUAGAAAGUCGAUUUUGUCUUGUAAACACGUUUUUUUCCCCUCACAAUUCGUCUGGUUUGUUGAUAAUACGAACGAAUAAAACACAUUUUAGCCCUGGCAAUAAACAACGAAACCUUCAUCAAUUCUUAUUGAAUACCCAUAUACCUUUUUUAUAAUCUUUCAGGGGUUGCAGCGUCGGUAUCCGCGGGUUUCGCCCAUAACGAGUUUCGCCCAAGAAGCGUUUCGCCCAUAACGAGAAUGGUUUCGCCCAGGCAUAAAUUCGAUUCGCCCAGACUGACAGUCAGUGAUUAUCCAGGCUAAGGGCCUCUUUAGACAUAUGCUUUAGAUGAGCCCGGUAACCGGGCUUUUGUUUUCUGUUCAUACAAUGUUCAUACACGACUUUCAUAAUGGCGGACGUAGCGCGGGGCCUGGGAAUACUAGCACGAAAACGAGGUCGGACAGGCCUCGAUGCGUGGCGUUUAUUAUGCGAAAUUGCGCACGUAAGAUGACAUUCCACGUGCUUCUGUCCUUGGUCGAAAGCCUGAAGAGCUAAAACCGCAGAAUUUCGAUUGUGGGUUAGGUGCAGUGGUGAUUUGUGCAAAGGUCUGAGAACGAAAGCAGAGCUUGUGAAACGAGUGUACGAGUACACCACAACGGGUAAAGACAGAAAUGUUGUUGAAGAAGACCAUUCUUAUUACGCACGAGCCACUAAAAGAUGGUGUGAUUUCAUAGUUUAUACUAGUAAGGGCCUUUAUGUCCAAAGGACACCAUUUGACCCCAUGUUUUAGGGAAAAAACCGAAACAUGAAACAAAAGUUGUUGUCUUACUAUUUCACACAUGAUGGAAAUUGAUGGAAAUUGUCAGGUGGUCAGUACCAACAGUUGUAUGGUGUUACAAAAUGUAACUGUAACUAAAAGUGCAACUUGAUGUCAGAUAUCUUAGUGGAUGCAAUUUACAAACUCUUAGUAACAAUUAUGCCUUUGUGUUUAAAUUAUCAUAAGAAAUGUGUCUUUGCAGAAAAUAUUCUCGUCUCUCAUCUGAACUUUCCUUUCUUAGUCGAACACUUCAUUUCAACCUUUGAUUUCUUGAAACAAUUUUCAAUUCCCCAGAGGUUCCAAAAAUCUGUAUUCCACUGUAAUUUAUACUGGAGCAUUAUAACAGCUUAUAACGAAAUGAAAAAAAACAACAACUGUUUUAAAGAAAGCAAUUUUAUUCUUAAGACUAAAAUCUAACUUUAAAAUAAAUAACUUUAUGAAUAAAUGCAAAUGCUCGGUAAACUUAAUCCCUUAUAUCCUACCAUAAUUCUCAUAAUACCUCAUAAUUCGUUAUCCUACACUUUCAUUACAGCUUAAUUUCUUAUUACAUUUCUAUCUUCACAAACUAACUGAUUCAACUACUAUUCCUUUCGAACCUUCCUUAUCCUGCAUUUGAAUGAUCCAUAACUUAACUUACUAAUAAUUCCUUUUCCUAUAUUCAAUUUCUCAAUAUUUUAUUUAGUUAACAAAUUGUAAUUAGGACCGCGCGUCUAUUCAUAAACAACACAAUUACUAUUGGUAUUCAAAUUACAUUUGACUUCACUUUGGAAACAAUAGCGUGCCAAGUAAACUUCAGUUUUCUUUUCAAAUUCUAUUGACAAGUGAAAAGGUGAGAUUUUUUUGGCCAGAGUAAACAACGGUUCUUUUCAAGUUCUAUUGACUAGUGAAAAGGUGAGAUUUUUUUGGCAGGAGUGAACUUCGGUUCUUUUCAAAUUCUAUUGACUAGUGAAAAGGUGAGAUUUUUUUGCAAGAGUAAGCUUUUCAAAUUCUAUUGAUAAGGUUUGAUUGAGAUUUUUUGUGCAAGACGGUAAUUUCCUUUAAGUUAAAGCUUUCGUACCGCACGCUUCGUUGGAGUAGUAAAGCUAUUCCACGCAAACGCACUCAUGAACUUGAUUAGUUUCUAUCUCUUUUCCAAUUAUAUGUUGCCGUUACCUAUGUCAGAAAUACAAUCUUUAACUCUCGAUUCCUUUGUUUUAGUAUUCCCGAAACCGUAUUCACAUGUAUUCAUAAGCUGGCGUGCGGAACUUAUCUUCCGUGUACAAAAGAUUUGCAACGAUGAUAUGUUCCACGCGCAAGUGUUUUCAAAAGCGUUUAAUUUAAUUCUCGAGAAGAAAAGUGAUGCAAAAAAAUCAUAGCAAUGCUUUUAUGACAAACGGACGUCUCUGCAGUAUUUCGUGCGCGAAUUACCUUAACAAUCCCCGCUCCACAGUGAAAGCUAUAAUUGACUUGUUCGUUUCAACAGUAACUUGUUCGUUUCAAAAUUUCAUGAUCUCAGGUCAAGUCACUUUUCUUCAUUCUGUGCAUACAAAAGUUUAUAAGGUUGACGUUUUCCGAGUGAGAGUGUAGAAGUUUUACUUAUGGGCGAAACCUUUAUUGUUCUGGGCGAAACCAUUCUCGUUCUGGGCGAAACGAUAUGUGCGAAACUCGUUAUGGGCGAAACCCGCUAUAACCGCAGCGUCUAUGCUCCUCAGUGUUAAAAGUUUAAGCUAACUUAAAGUAAGAAAUUAUAAUUCCAGCAAACGUGAUCGCGAGCCAUACUGCAUCCAUUGUGUUAACAAGGUCCUCAUCAACAUCACAUUACCCCAAGCCCGGAGUGAAGUUUCGAAGAUUUUUUCUGUACCAUUUCUGUAACGCCUAUGAAUUUUUUACAUUCACGGUAGCGCCAAAAACACAACAAAUGAUCUUUCCAAACAUACCUGAUAAACAAAGAUCAUUAAUUUCUGCUGGAACAUCUGACAUACCGCUCUGCUCGGACAUCACGAUCCGGCUUCUGACAUGUCUGCUCAAGUAUUGAUGUUUCCUUGUUAAAUAAGGGGGGUUUGAAAUAUGUCAGCUUAUAAGUCGUCUUAAUUUUCUGUAUUUUCCAUGCUCCAAGCGAGCAUGAGACUGUUUCAAUCCGAGAGUAAGUGAAGAGUACACAACAACCUGUUUCCGGGUUCCGCGAAAAGAGAGAGCCCUGGGGACGAGGGUAAGUGACGUCACCAUUGGAACAACCUUAAGCCUUACAUAAACAAGGAGUUCCUCUGAUGUUGCCGUGUUUUAAGAGAAAGUGGGGAUUCUUUACAUCUCAGUUCCACUUUCGGUCGAAAACUAGAUAGGAACGUUCUAUUUCUUGCGGUGUUAGGGUCCUUGAGAGCGGUCGAUUCGCAAUUUUAUGAGAUGUGGUCAAUACAGCGUAACCGGAGGCCUUGGGCUGUGCGAACCUGCGAGAGAUCUACAAGGGGUUUAGCAAUGCCAGACUUUUCCCUCGCGCGGAAAAACGCGCGACCUGCAGCGAUAUUAGUGUCAGACUCCCCGCAAACCUCUCCCCGACUUGUCUUAAAAAUUCCUGCGGGCGGAGGAACACGGGUCUUCCAGCGAAAAUAAUGAAGUCCUCUUUGCAACUUCUUGUGUUCCGAGGGAUGUGACGAAAACUCAGACCCCAAGAGCCAAGAGCUCAGUCCGUAAAAAGGAAAGAUCCUCACGGACUGAUGGUUCUGAGCAACAUAAUUCACUUUCUUUUGUUCUCCAUCUCCAAAAUCGUCAAUAUGUAAUUUCGUUAUGGUCAUUCUCAAAAUGUGUGCUUUAAAGAGUACUACAAACCUUUCAGUAGGUGAGAACAUGCGCAAAUCUAUUAUCGUCUGAGUAACCAUACUUAUAUCAAGUUGUCGACUCAGUUAUCAUAUCAAAGGGCCAUUAACUGGGGGACAAUGUUGAUUGUGGGGUCUGAUAUCAUCUAAGGGUUUAGACGCUGAAAGUUUCGUCCUCGGGAAUUUUUUGUUCUCAGUCGGGAGAAGCCCUUUUUUCUUUCAAUUACACGCCCUUUGAAAUUAUUGUUUGAUGUCUCUCCUUUUUUUUUGGCAUACAGGAGUCGCCAUUCCACCUAAUCGCUGUGAAAGUGACUUGAUACAAGCUCCUUGUGGUGCAAAACGACUAUCAACCUGUGACUGGAUUGUACUAAAAUCAAUGAGCAAGGUAUUGUUGCAGAGAAUGAGAGGUUUUUAUCUACAAUAUCUAUCCCUACGUUAGUUAAAGGCAUCACACAUCCUGGCAUUCUCAAGUUGAAAUCCCUUCUUCUUAGAGGCAGUCUUUCAUCUUGCAUCCUCUCGUGAUUAAGGCCUUUUCCGGUUGGGUGAAGGUUGAACUAACAGAGGCUGUCCCACAGUCUUGUAUUCUCGUGUGAAUUACCUCCCUUUAGGUUGGAUAGAGGGUGAACUGACACAGGCUGUGAACAAAUUUCGAUUUCCAAACACGUCAAAAGCAGUUGAUCGGUAGAAAAGGCCAUUCUGUUUACUGUUCAAUUCAGCCUUGUCAAAAUCGUCGUGUUUGGUGAAUGAAACUGAAACAUGGAAUGAUUUAGUUCUUUUUUUUCCUCUCCCCCUAGUAAAGUAUACCUGCACCGUCUAAUUCCCUUCUUUCUCUUCAGGAUCAGUCACAGUCCAGCACGAGCCUUGUUCUACAGGUCCCCAUUGGACAAAUGGAACACAGUUUGCCUAUCAUAGCUCUUACUGUUUUCUCGACCAUGGCUGGAUGUGUACUGAUUCUUCGGAACGCCAUUGUAACAUCUUUUAAAAUUUAAACGCUGAAACCUCUAAAGAGAAUUUAUGGUUGAAUAUGUGUCUUUGAUAUUUAGACCUUUGCUCCGAAAAUUUGUAAUAAAGUCUAGAAUUAUUAAAUUGAAGUUGCUG